Molecule: messenger RNA, 922 nt
Organism: Pollicipes pollicipes
Lineage: Eukaryota; Metazoa; Arthropoda; Thecostraca; Pollicipedomorpha; Pollicipedidae
Exons: 4
Coding region: 4-507 (167 amino acids)
Molecular function (GO): hydrolase activity, hydrolyzing N-glycosyl compounds
Source: RefSeq, a predicted model, not a curated record
CUUAUGGGUGGAAACUACACAGGCCUCGGCAACGUGAAGCCGUCCGGCGAGUUCAACUUCGUCUGCGACCCGGAGGCGGCGAACAUCGUGCUCGCGUCCGUGCGCCGACCCAUCUUAAUCGCCUCGUGGGAGGUCUGCCUCAACCACGGCCUCGACAUGGCGUGGAGGAAAACGGUGCUGGGCGCCGUCGACUCACCCGCGGCCCGCUUCUUCGAAGCCGCUGAGCGCGCCGUGCUUGAGGACCGCACCUUCGGCGACUGGAUCACGUGCGACCAAGCAGCCGCCGCCAUGCUAAUCCGGCCCGAGAUCGUGCUCAAACAGUCGACGCACCACGCCACGGUGGAGCUGCAUGGGAAGCUCACUCGCGGCCUGAUGGUGGUGGACCGGCGCAGCUGGAGCGAGCCCACAGCUCUUGGCAGGAACGUCACUGUGAUCGAGGCUCUCGACCUCGAGCUCUACAAGAAGAUGCUGCUCGACGCGUUCGGCCAUCCGGGGGUCGUGUUCUGAGGCCGCGCCGCCGCCGCCGCGCCGCCGCCGCUACCAGUGGUCAACGUUUGACCAUGGCGGAUAGGAUAAGCAUGCCACCAUUAAGGUCAAUAGUCCGGUGUCCUCCAGGUGGUAAAACGUGCAUACUACGGUGUCGCCAAAUAUAUCAAAAAUGCCACGCCGAAGAAACGCGGGGACACUUAUGAGAACAAAUAAAAUUCCGCAUAUUCCCCCUUUGUAGCGAGCUGGAGUCAACCCACAGUGGUCGAAGCUGCAUUGCUGCCCAUGUUAACGAUCCGCAGCGGUCAAGUUAAGCCUUGUGUUCGGCAAAAGACGCUUAGGUGACGCUUGUGAUCGUUAUCGCACAUUCGUUGGCAUGUUGGGGAGAUAAUGCGUGAAAUGAAACUAGUGCAUCUCAAUAUAUUCUGAUUAUUCA